Messenger RNA from Ilex paraguariensis (yerba mate), 1866 nucleotides. NCBI's taxonomy places the organism in Eukaryota, Viridiplantae, Streptophyta, Magnoliopsida, Aquifoliales, Aquifoliaceae. The record is from the annotation of a GenBank genome assembly.
CCAACCACCCCCCUCCACUCCUCAUAAAUUCAGUACUCAUCCGGCUCUCUUCCCCAACCCUCAACUACUUUGCAGCAUAUUUGAGAAAUUUUUAAACUCCGAACGAAAAUGAAGUUCAAUUCGAGCAACCAAAAGCAGUUGUUGUCUAAAAUAGCAACGAACAAUGGACAUGGUGAAGACUCUCACUACUUCGAUGGUUGGAAGGCGUACGACAGUGAUCCCUACCAUCCUACCCUUAAUCCUCAUGGUGUUAUUCAGAUGGGUCUUGCAGAAAACCAGCUUUCCUUUGAUUCAAUCAAAGAGUGGAUUGUCAAUAAUCCAAAAGCAUCCAUAUGCACAGCAGAAGGAGCUAGUGGCUUCAUGGAUACUGCUAUAUUUCAGGAUUAUCAUGGCCUUCCAGAGUUCAGAAAUGCUGUGGCGAAGUUUAUGGGGAAAGUGAGAGGACAGAGAGUCACAUUCGACCCUGACCGGAUUGUCAUGAGUGGAGGAGCAACUGGAGCUCAUGAAAUGGUGGCCUUUUGCUUGGCAGAUCCUGGUGAUGCGUUUUUGGUGCCUACACCAUAUUAUCCAGGAUUUGACAGAGAUUUGAGAUGGAGAACAGGAGUACAACUUCUCCCAGUAGUUUGUGAGAUCUCUAACAAUUUCACGGUGACCAAAACGGCCUUGGAGGCAGCAUACUCCAAAGCCCAAGAAGCCAACAUCAAAGUAAAGGGCUUACUCAUAACCAAUCCAUCAAACCCAUUGGGCACCAUACUUGACAGAGAGACCCUGAGAAGUGUACUAAGCUUCACUAAUAAAAAGAACAUUCACCUAGUGUGUGAUGAAAUCUAUGCUGCCACAGUCUUCAACAAGCCUGGUUUUAUCAGCAUUGCUGAAAUAAUUGAAGAAAUGGAAUGCAAUCGUGACCUCGUACACAUUGUUUAUAGUCUGUCCAAGGACUUCGGCUUCCCAGGCUUCCGGGUUGGUAUCGUGUACUCAUACAACGAUACAGUAGUGAAAAUUGCCCGCAAGAUGUCGAGUUUUGGGCUCGUGUCGACCCAAACACAGCAUCUGAUUGCAUCAAUGCUAUCAGACGACAAGUUUGUGGACAAAUUCAUUGCUGAGAGUGCAAAAAAGUUGGCCACAAGGCAUGGAGUGUUCACCAGGGGACUUGCACAAGUAGGCAUUGGCAGCUUGAAGAGCAAUGCUGGCCUAUUUUUCUGGAUGGACCUUCGGAGACUACUCAAAGAGCCAACUCAUGAAGCUGAAACGGAACUAUGGAGGGCAAUAAUUGCCGAUGCUAAGCUAAAUGUUUCUCCCGGAUUUUCUUUCCACUGCUCCGAUCCGGGUUGGUUUCGGGUUUGCUUUGCAAACAUGGAUGAUGAAACCAUGAGAUUGGCUCUGAGAAGGAUUAAGAACUUUGUAAUUCAGGCCCAGGGACAGCAGGCCAGUGCUGCCAAGAAACACUACAGACAAAGCAAGCUUCAAGUCAGUUUAUCAUUUAGAAGAAUGGAAGAUCCGAUGAUGACACCACGCCUGAUGUCCCCUCACUCCCCUAUGGUUUCACCCCUUGUUCGUGCAAGGAAUUAGAUAACAACCUAUUGAUCAAACCAAGAGCACUCUGUUAGCAGCUACCCCUUUUGUCUCAUGAUCAGGGAUUGCACGAUCCCAAAUGGAGUCGGUGUUUGGCUCGGAUUAUCCAAAUUAUCCACCCCAAAUUGUUAUUUUUUGUAGUUCUAACACCAAAUUAUAACUAUAACCGAUUCUUUAUUUUGGUAAUCUGUAAGGUUAUAACUUGAUUUGUUCUGAUUUGAUCUUUUUGUAAUAAAAAUGUCAUUUGCUUCUAUUAUUCACAAGUACAUGGUUUCAGACUACCAUUUUUUUUCU